Nipponia nippon (crested ibis) is the source of this 910-nucleotide messenger RNA. NCBI's taxonomy places the organism in Eukaryota, Metazoa, Chordata, Aves, Pelecaniformes, Threskiornithidae. The record is from RefSeq and is a predicted model, not a curated record.
AUGGCGGCGUCCAGCGGGAGGAGCGGCCGGAGGCUGUGGGCCGCCCUGGUGCCCGCCGCCCUGCUGUGCCUGGCGGCCCGGGCCGCCGAGGAAACGCGGACGGCCGGGUUCGACGUGCGGGCCGGGGGUCUUCUUCUCUUCUUCCAGGGGGAUUACACCUGCACUUUCACAUACUCAGCUCAGGGAGGAACGAACGAGCAAUGGCAGAUGAACAUUGGAGUCAGUGAAGACAACCUGCUCUUCUCCUGCUCUGUCUGGAGGCCCCAAGGGAAGUCUUAUCUCUUCUUUACCCAGUUUAAAGCUGAAGUGACGGGAGCCAAGAUAGAGUAUGCCAUGGCUUAUUCUCAAGCUGCAGCGGGUGGACAAAGCGACGUCCCCUUAAAACAGGAAGAAUUUGAAAUCACCGAAACAACAGUGUCUCACAGGGAAGGCAAGUUCCGUUUUGAACUGUCCAAACUCAUGAUUGUAGCAAAAACACCCCGUGACGAGCUGUGACCCUAAGGCCGGUGUCGGGCAGGGCGUUUUGGCCAGAAGAGCAUGGCAGAUAAAGAGGAUUACUUGUUAACGGCGGGGUUUUUUUGGUUGGCCAAACCUUUUUAUGUUUUCCAUAUUGAAAUGUGCUAGGGUCCAACACAAGUGGGACUUGGAGGUGUUAAGACAGAUGCAUUCUGUCUUGUGUCAGAGUAACAAUGUGCUUUGCAGCUGGAAACCUCCUCUGAGACUCCUGAUCUGCAGCCAGCCAUUCUGUCGCCCACUUUCUGCUUGGUUGAUCUGCUGAAUAUGGCAAAGCUCCCCUCGAACCGGGGCUCCUUAUCUCCCUUGCUAGGGAGAGCAAUGCAGAAAGAUAAGUGGCUGGAUUUAAACAGGGUUUGCUAAAAGAAAGUUGUUAACUCCGUAGUCUCUGGAGGGG